GGUGAUCUACAUUGGAAAGUAGUAUCCGUUUAUAUACACCGUAGCGGAGAUGUAGUGCUAAAGAUGAAGAGUAAGCAUGUUGCUAAUACCAUCACAAAGAAGAAGAAGAAUGUAGUAUUAGAGGUAUGCAAGGAUGUGCAGGCUUGGCCAGGGAGACACUUGUUUGAGGGGGGGCAACACUUUAGAUACUUUGGGCUAAGAACACAAGUGAGGGGUUUGGUUGAAUUUGAGUGCAAAAAUCACAAGGAAUAUGAAAUGUGGACUCAAGGCGUUUCAAGGCUUCUCUCUGUUGUGGCUGAAAGGAAAAGAAGAUUGAAUUCUUAUUGAAUUAGGAAGAACAAACCAAAUGUGGUUAUAUAUGAAUGUAGAUGUUGGUAGAUGAUGAAUGCGGAGGAGUGGGCCAGCCUGAAUUUGCAUAUAUAUAUAUAGUGUCAGUAUGUAAAAUAGUGUGUGUGUUUUCUAACUUAGUGCAAAACUUUUUCGGGAAUGUGCUUUUAUUUUGAGUAUGUUUGGAACACGAAAAUGCUACGGAAAGAAAAUAGGAGUUGAGUGAAUGUAAUUUCUUUCCUUUUCGCGGGAUUUUCGGCGAUCCAAACAUAGUCUAAAGCAAUUGAGUUAUCGCGAUUGGUGAGACAAAGCAAACAUCGUGAGAUUUCCAAUGAAUUCAUUUUGUGUGCAAAUAUUGAGGAUUCUGAUUGAGAAUUCAAUGCCCGAUUGGUCGAAAUAUUUAUGUCUAUGAGACGAUUUACGGUUUUUGGUUGGAGAAAUGUAUUGACAUUGUCAUUUGUUAUGGACUUUUUAUGAAUUUCACUUUUUAUGUAUUUAUCCAUAUAA
Molecule: messenger RNA, 834 nt
Organism: Cuscuta europaea
Lineage: Eukaryota; Viridiplantae; Streptophyta; Magnoliopsida; Solanales; Convolvulaceae
Source: the annotation of a GenBank genome assembly